This is a messenger RNA of Raphanus sativus (radish), 546 nucleotides long. Its product is annotated as EMBRYO SURROUNDING FACTOR 1-like protein 8. The coding region runs from base 133 to 336 and encodes 67 amino acids. The record is from RefSeq and is a predicted model, not a curated record. The transcript has 2 exons. NCBI's taxonomy places the organism in Eukaryota, Viridiplantae, Streptophyta, Magnoliopsida, Brassicales, Brassicaceae.
CAAGACAUGCAAUACUUCGAUCUAUAUAUUAAUCAAUCUUAAAAAGAACUUUCAACCAUCAAACCAACAAGCUUAAAUUCAAAAAAAGUUAAUAAUAAACGUGUGUAUUGUAAGAAUAUCACAAAGAACAAAAUGUCGUCAUCACAGUUCGCUAUCUUUUGCAUCAUCUUGAUUGCUUUAUUUCCUCUUCACGAAUUUGUCGAUGGUCAAGGAACUUGCAAACAAACCCCAUGCCCCAACGCCAAAGAUAAAAAUAAGACUUGCUUUUGUUGUCCCUCCAAUAACAGGUGUUACGCGACCAAAGAUACAUGUGCAGGUUGGUGUGGCAAACAAUAAGUUAUCUUGAGAACCUACAUCAAGGAUUUAAGAAAAUCUGAAUAACCAUUUUAUUUAAUUCUUCCUAAUAUCUACUUUUGUUUUAAAUGAAUAAAACAUGCUCAUCUGGAGCCCAACAAAUACAAUGUAUGUCUACUGUAUUUGUGUUUAGAAACUUUCAUAUUCUAUCAUAUGUAACUAGGUGAUACCCGCGCCCUGCGCGGUUCAAGA